Ipomoea nil (Japanese morning glory) is the source of this 1512-nucleotide messenger RNA. Its product is annotated as altered inheritance of mitochondria protein 44-like. The record is from RefSeq and is a predicted model, not a curated record. The transcript has 2 exons. Bases 1 to 1512 code for a protein of 503 amino acids. Lineage: Eukaryota; Viridiplantae; Streptophyta; Magnoliopsida; Solanales; Convolvulaceae.
AUGAAGUCAAGGCCCUCGGGAUAUGACAAGCAAAGGCCCAUUGAAUUGAAUCUGCCCAUUCCUGAAUCAAAGUCAAAAUGGAAGUCCAAACGAAAGAUGACCUCUGAAAGUGACCAACGUACACCAAAACGACAAAGGCGAUCACGAAAGGUUAAGCACUCCUCUGAAGAUGGAUCAUCUCCUUCUCUUUCUGCUGUUCAGGAGAACGAAAGUGAUCAUGUGUCUCCGAAAGAUCCAGCUCAUAUUCCAACCUCAUCUCAGCUUGAUAUUGAAACCAACGUGGCAGCUGAACCAAUUCCUCAACCUGCACCAGUUCAAGCACAGGUCGUGCCCCCUUCAACACAAGUCCAUCAGAUCAGCAGCUCUGAAAACACUCAUGUAAAAAAUUCGUCUGAAGGUGAAUGUUCAAACAUCAACCGAGCAGAUUUUGCCAAUCUCCACUCUCGACCAAUUCAUGACAAAGCACAAGAGAUCAUGACUGAAUUAGCUCCAUCGCCUACUUCCACCCUCUCCAAAUUCAGAAGGACAUUGGAUACACCCCCGCCUACUGCUCAGGGGGGAGAUAAAACCACGAAUACAUCUGCUGUUAGGAAAUUCUCCAAAGUCCUUGCCAUUAUGCGGGAAAAGAAGAAGCAAAAAUCUACGCCCGAAAGUUCCUUUCCACAAGAACCUACUGUUGCAGAGCAGGUCCACCCGAUUCUGACACAAGAACCUGCAAUAGUAGAAAAGGACAGGUGUGUCCCUUCUUUUUCUGAUCUCUUGAGUCUCCCACAAGAACCUGGUUUACCAAAAGAGACGAGAGAAGAGAUCAAUGAGACAAGUUUAGCUCCACCUCCAUCGAAAGAUCAACUACUUCGACAAUCUAUCUUCGAGGAGUAUCAACGAGUUUUGCGAUGGCAGAAAUGGCGCACAUCUCCUCUCGACGUCUUCCUUGCAGGACUCAAUGAUAUGAAAGAAGAAGAGACCUUUGCCUUAGACUGGAUGAACACGAAGGAUGUUUAUGAGGCAAUAAGGCCCCCAGUCUUUCUUGACAUCGUGAAACCUUCAUAUGAUGAUCCAACCUUUGAGGCCGAAAUCAAGACUGAGCUUGAGAAGCUUUACAAAAAUGAUCCUCAUUUCAGUACCAGUGGAACGAAAGAUAUCAAAGAUCACAUCCAUCUGCCAGCUGAUGCACAAGAAGAGCAAGUCUCUAAGCCGAAUGAUUCUGAAAAUGAGAUUGCUGAGAGUGCUGCGAAUGUGCAAACUGAUGAAGACAAAGAUACUGAGAAAGAUGAUGAUGAAGAAGAGAAAAACGAUGAUGAAGAGAGGAAUGAUGAUGAAGAAGAUGAAGCUGACGAGAACAGUGAAGAAGAAGAUGAUGCUGAUGACAAUGAUGAUGAUGAGGGUGAUAACAACAUUGAUGAUGGAAAUAAUGAUGACCCGAAUGAUGAUGGUGGUAAAAUAGUGAUGCUAACUCCAGCGAUGAUAAUAACGAUGAUGAUGAAUCUCCUGACAUUGGACGAACUAAGAUGA